AUGAGUGGGUGUGUGAUUUCAAAGAAGAUUGGAGGGUUCUGUAUUCAGCGGAGGUUCAAUUCAGUUCUUGCUGGUGAUUACCAACUCCGUACCACUAACACCUUAAAAAAGCCGAAGUUUGACUUGAACUAUUAUGAGAAGAAAUAUGAUUUAUUUAAAGAUAUUUGCAAACGCAGGGAAGUACCUUUCACAAUGUCAGAUGAGUAUGUGGAAUCACUAAAAAGACUAGAAAAUCUAAAGCAAAAGAUACUUUUCUCAAAGCAAGAAUUGAAUAAGUACAGAAAGACAAUGAAGAAAUUGAUUGUAGAACAGAGGAAGGCUGUCACAAAUUGCCAGUCAGAAAUCAAUUUGUUGAAGGGUAAGAUUAAGAAUAUGAAGGAGCCUACAAUUCAAAUGCAAGAAGAUGCCACAAAUCUCGAAGAUAAGUUAACUACCGAGGUGGCAAGACUUCCAAACUUGAUCCAUUCAUCUGUCCAGUCAAAGCAAAAGCUUGUAAAAUAUUUGAACCCUACAAAGGAUAUUGUCGACUCGGGACUUGAAGAUUUUCCUCUCAAAAGCAAUAGUAAGUUUGACCACAAAAAUAUCAUGGAGAAGUUGGGUCUUGUCGAUUUUAAGGAAGCUACACGGGUUUCUGGAAGAGGCUGGUACUAUUUAAAGGGAGAUGCUGCGCUCUUAGAGGAAGCACUUGUUCAGUAUGCAUUGAAAUGUGCCCGCAAGUUUGGAUUCAAGAUGAUAAUUCCUCCUUCCAUUGUAAAGACCGAAAUCACCAAUGCAUGCGGCUUUAGACCGAGAGAUCAGAAUAAUGAAAAACAAGUGUACGAAAUUGAAGCAGAUGAGAACUCUGAAAGAAGUCUUUGCUUAACCGGCACAGCGGAAAUUCCUCUUGCUGGCCUUAUGUCAAGUCAUACAUUUAACGAUACGGAACUUCCAAUGAAAUAUGUUGGUGUAUCUCGUAGUUAUAGAGAGGAAGCAGGUGCAGCUGGAAGAGAUACCAGGGGUCUUUACAGAGUUCAUGAAUUCACUAAAGUGGAACUGUUUGCUUGGACAAAAAAUGAGGAGAGUACGUCCAUGAAGAUGUUUGAUGAACUAGCCAAUUUUCAAAUGCACUUUAUUGAAAGUCUUGGCUUAACCGCUAGAGUUCUUAUUAUGCCAUUUAAUGACUUGGGUGCGCCGGCCUACAAAAAAAUUGAUAUUGAAGCACUUAUGCCGGGAAGAGGUGCCUGGGGAGAACUCUCUUCUGUAUCUAAUUGUCUUGAUUAUCAGUCUAGACGCUUGACUACUCAAUGGAGAAAUCCUAUCAACAAUAAAUUGGAGUACGUUCAUACAUUGAAUGCAACUGCGUGUGCAGUUCCAAGAGUUAUCCUAGCAAUUGUUGAAAACUUUUACGAUUCAACUUCCGGUACCAUAGCCAUUCCGGAGGUUUUGCGGCCUUACAUGGAUGAUAAAACUGUGAUCGGAAGACAAUGA
Molecule: messenger RNA, 1467 nt
Organism: Brettanomyces bruxellensis
Lineage: Eukaryota; Fungi; Ascomycota; Pichiomycetes; Pichiales; Pichiaceae
Exons: 1
Coding region: 1-1467 (488 amino acids)
Biological process (GO): mitochondrial seryl-tRNA aminoacylation
Cellular component (GO): mitochondrion
Molecular function (GO): serine-tRNA ligase activity; tRNA binding; ATP binding
Source: RefSeq, a predicted model, not a curated record